UUAUUUGAUUGCCAAAUCCCUGUCCUGCAGUCUCCUUCAAUCCAAAAGCUCGGACACAGCUUUGGAGGCGGUGGUUGUUACGACAAUCUGGGUCUUUGGUUUGUAAGGCUGAUCUUCGUGAUAUUUUGCUGCCACAGAUCCACCUGCAGACCCCGCGCUAUUGUGGUUUGCAUGCAGUUUCCUAUCGUCAAAUCUUUCGUGCGUGAUGGAAUACAACUACCGUCCCAAUGCGCCUGGUAGACCAGAAGAAGGGACGCAUUUUGAUACUCCAUACGAUCCUCAAAUACCAUUAACAUUGCAUGAUUUGUCGAGGAUAACACAUCAAUCGAACGAAUAUGUUUCGCCGUAUCAAUCUCUACCAUACGCGGCUCCACAGGAGAAAGUCCUACACGAGCCAAGAGCUGCCUCAACAGCUCCAGAAGUAGUUGAACUUGGACUGCAUCAUCCGCGACCAAUUCAUGGUCACUCCAGAGCGCUGUCACCUGCGUUUUCCUCGCAAAGCACAACUGUAGAGUUCCCAGUAAGCUCUCCAAAACCGCAAUCCGGCUAUUACCCCGACGGCCUUGAGGUGCGACAAAGCUACUUCAACGAUGGCAAAGAAGUCUACAAUGUAGAUCCACUGCCACCACAAGUUCCACCAAAGGAGAAGAGAAUAUGCGGUUGUUCGAAGAUACUUUUCAUCGUCCUCAUGUUCUUGGUUGUCCUCAUUCUUGCUGGUUUGGGAGCAGGCCUUGGGGCAGGCCUUGGAAUCAAGCAUGGAGAUGGUGGGAAUUCGCCGCAAUAUAUGGGUGACCCAAGACUUGCAAUAGGCGGUGCCCUCAAUCCCGCAUACUACUCCAAGAAAGGCGCGUUCAAUGGCUCUGGCAUUGCCUUCGCAGGCGAGUCAUUCGUAGACAACGAGCACGGAAUCUUCACUGUAUACUUCCAACACUGGGCUGGUGAUAUCAGAUGGAUACAAUUGAGCUCAAACGGAAGCUAUAUUGGAGGCCGUGUGUCAGAGACGGUAGCCACAGAUGCCAAAAAUAGCACCCCUAUUUCGGUGGUUGCGUACGCGAUGAAUAGCACGUCGAAGUGGCACGUGUUUUACGUAGGUGUCGAUGGCUAUCUCAAACAAAAAAGCAAUAGCAACGUGACAAAUAUAUGGCAAGAUGGACCAUUGACAGGUUUGAAUUUGAAGGCAUUUGAUUCUGACUCCGUGGGCAUGCAGGCAUGCUGGUACGGGAAUUUCUACGGAGACAGCGAUGCGUCUAAAUUUCCCACAGCGAGUGGACAACCCAACCAGCAGGCGUUCGACAUCAGCAAGGGAAUGCAUCUAUGGUAUGCAAGCGAUGCUAAGACCUUUCAGCAGUACGGUAUAUAUGAAGGGCAGGAUCAAUGGGUCUUUCAGAAGGAAUGGUCUGGCUUCAAUGGCCACGCUGGUGUCGGAUGCUAUUCUUGGCUACCGGGAACUGUCUCUUACGCAAUGCUCGUUAAUCUAAAUAAUACCGUAGACAUCUACUGGAGAGAUACCAACACUACUACAGAAGGUAACGCAACGCAUCCUAUCAACGAAUGGACUCGAGCACCCAACGCGUCUAUCCCAAAUGUAUACCCAUCAACGUCUCUCGGUUACACGACAUAUUUUUACGCUCAGCUCGAAAAUACUCAGAUCGAAGGCUACAACAUCUCAUUUAACUCAGAAAGCACCCAGCUCCUGAACGAAAUCACCGUAUCUGAUACCGGAGGGCCCGUCAACGUGCUUGGAGGUACUCACAUGUCCGUCUCAGCAGUUGGGAAUCCCAGCGGCGGCGCAAGUCUCUACGUCUUUGCGCAGGACGAAGGUGAUGACAUCAGCGUCUAUACGAGAGACUUGACGGGCGGUCAAUGGAGUAGCGGAAAAUUACCUAUACCAAACGACUAGACAUGAAAAAGCAGCAUUUAUCUUCAUUGUUUAUCUUCUAAGCAACACACAUGCACAUGUAUAAAAAUAUCUAUACAUACGGCAGCCUAACCAAAAGAUACCCGAAUCGAUCUUACUUUACACAUAAACUGUCACUGG
Molecule: messenger RNA, 2038 nt
Organism: Verruconis gallopava
Lineage: Eukaryota; Fungi; Ascomycota; Dothideomycetes; Venturiales; Sympoventuriaceae
Exons: 5
Coding region: 206-1900 (564 amino acids)
Source: RefSeq, a predicted model, not a curated record